Messenger RNA from Xenopus laevis (African clawed frog), 2609 nucleotides. RefSeq names its product actin-like protein 6B. The record is from RefSeq and is a predicted model, not a curated record. Lineage: Eukaryota; Metazoa; Chordata; Amphibia; Anura; Pipidae. The transcript is spliced from 14 exons. Bases 87 to 1364 code for a protein of 425 amino acids.
UAGUGUGGCAGAGAGCUGCAGAAUUAAAGGGCAAUGGGCUUUCAGCAGGUUUGUGUUAUCAGUGGGUCUUCAGGUGUCCGGACAGGAUGAGUGGAGGAGUCUAUGGGGGAGAUGAGGUGGGGGCGCUGGUGUUUGACAUUGGCUCAUUGUCGGUGAGGGCCGGUUAUGCUGGAGAAGAUUGCCCCAAGGCCGACUUCCCCACCACUCUUGGGGUUCUCUCUCCUGAGGACCCCCUUCCCUCUGAGCUGGAGAAGGAGCACAAGCUGAGCCGGGUCUACUACAUGGAUACUACCAGCUUACACGUGCCCCGGGCACACACUGAGGUCACGUCCCCUCUGAAGAAUGGCAUGAUUGAAGACUGGGAUUCAUUCCAAGCAAUACUGGAUCAUACGUACAACAAACACCUGAAGUCUGACCCCGGCCUCCACCCCGUCCUGAUGUCUGAGGCACCUUGGAACGCCAGAGCCAAGAGAGAGAAGGUGACGGAGUUAAUGUUUGAGCAUUACAAUAUCCCGGCCUUGUUCCUGUGUAAAACUGCGGUGCUGACGGCAUUUGCUAAUGGUCGUUCCACAGGAUUAGUGUUGGACAGUGGAGCAACUCACACCACAGCUAUCCCAGUGCAUGAUGGGUAUGUCCUGCAACAAGGAAUAGUAAAGUCCCCCCUGGCUGGAGACUUCAUCACUAUGCAGUGCAGGGAGUUGUUCCAGGAGAUGGGAGUUGACAUUAUCCCCCCCUAUAUGAUCGCUUCUAAGGAGCCUGUGAGGGAAGGUUCCCCCCCAAACUGGAGGAGGAAAGAUAAACUGCCAACUGUGACCAAAUCCUGGCAGAACUACAUGUGUAAUGAAGUGAUCCAGGAUUUCCAGGCCUCUGUCCUACAGGUGUCAGACUCUCCAUAUGAUGAACAGGUGGCUGCACAGAUGCCGACUGUUCACUAUGAGAUGCCCAAUGGCUACAAUACAGAUUAUGGAGCUGAAAGACUGAGGAUCCCAGAGGGACUUUUUGAUCCAUCCAAUGUCAAGGGCCUGUCGGGCAACACAAUGUUGGGGGUCGGACAUGUAGUUACUAGCAGCAUCGGCAUGUGCGACAUAGAUAUCCGCCCGGGGUUGUAUGGCAGCGUCAUUGUUACCGGGGGCAAUACCCUGCUGCAGGGAUUUAAUGACAGACUAAAUCGGGAGCUUUCUCAGAAGACACCGCCGAGUAUGCGCCUGAAACUCAUUGCCAGUAACAGCUCCAUCGAGCGGCGCUUCAGCUCCUGGAUUGGAGGCUCCAUAUUGGCCUCGCUGGGGACGUUCCAGCAAAUGUGGAUCUCUAAACAGGAAUACGAGGAAGGGGGAAAGCAAUGCGUCGAGAGAAAAUGCCCCUGAGCAACCAGCAAGAGCCCCCCAUCACCACACCAUAGCCACUACCUAGAGCUGGGGUCCCCAACCUUCUUUAAAGGAGAAGGAAAGCUACCAAAGCAGUUUAUUGCACAUAGAUGAGCCACAACAGUGCAGCUAUAACACUAUAUUUAUUCUUCUUAAACCUCCAGGGCUAGGGCUUGAGCAUGCUCAGUGUGCUCCUCUCUCCUCCCUGCUGCAAUCUGAGCCCAGAGCUGAGAUUACCAUACCUGAGUUUACCAUACCUGAGUACCUAAUACAUGAGUUUACUAUACCUGAGUAAACAGCUCUAGAAGCUCUCUUUGUUUGUUUUGGAUAUCAGCUGCCAUAUUAGCUUGGUGUGACAUCACUUCCUGUCUGAGUCUCUCCCUGCUCACUCAUAGCUCUGGGCUCAGAUUACAGCAGGAGGGAGAGAGGAACAAACUGAGCAUGCUCAAGCCCUAGCCCUGGAGGUUUAAGCUGAAAACAGUUAGUCUGAUACAGAAGCCCAUGAGUACACAAUAGAAGGAAAGAAAUGUGAUGUUUCUUUUGACAGAGGACUCAGAGCAGCAUUACUUUGAGGGGUUACUGGUGUAUAUAUAUAGACCUUUCUGAUAAAGCUUACUUACUUUUAGCCUUUCCUUCUCCUUUAACCCAUGAGCCAAAUUGAAAUAUAAGAAGAGUUUGGGAGCAACAUUUCUGGGGGUGCCAUAUAAAGGAUAUGAUUGGCUAUUGGUAGCCCUUAUUUACAGCUACAGGAGAAUCAAUUUGACAGUGAAACUGGUUUUAUGCAGCAAAACUUGCCCCCAAGCCUGGAGCUCCUGCUUUGAGGCCACUGGGAGUAACAUCCAAGGAGUUGGGGAGCAACAUGUUGUCCCAGAGGCGCUGGUUGGGGAUCCCUGGUCUAGAGAGAAGCACCAGCUCAUCUGCCACUAAAUGCAUGAGGUCCCUCCCUACAGUCACUGCCAGUCUUCUCCAUCUUCUACCCACAUUGUGUUCCUUCAGCUCUUACUGUGCCAACCCAGCCCCUUCCAUUGCCUGUUCCCCCACAUGAGCCUUUAUUUCAUCCCUUCCACCAUCUCAACACUGGAGCAUCAUACACUUUCCCACAAUGCACUUCUGGGUAUCUGAGCUGAUCCUGCCCAAACACAUCGGCUCAGUCCACAAUCAUGAACCUGAAGGACUAACGUAUGUCACGGAUCUGAUUUAUUCCCAGUGGGAAUUUGGGCCUUUCAUUAAAGUGAUAUCAUUUAU